UCGGCGCGGAGCCCCCGCGCGCCGCCGGUUCCGGGCCCGGGCCCGGGCGUGGUGCUGUACCUGUGCCCCGAGGCGCAGUGCGGACAGACCUUCGCUAAGAAGCACCAGCUGAAGGUGCACCUGCUGACUCACAGCAGCAGCCAGGGCCAGCGGCCCUUCAAGUGCCCCCUGGGCGGCUGCGGCUGGACCUUCACGACGUCCUACAAGCUCAAGAGACACCUGCAGUCGCACGACAAACUGCGGCCCUUCAGCUGCCCGGCGCAGGGCUGCGGCAAGAGCUUCACCACCGUCUACAACCUCAAGGCGCACAUGAAGGGCCACGAGCAGGAGAACUCCUUCAAGUGCGAGGUGUGUGACGAGAGCUUCCCCACGCAGGCCAAGCUGAGCGCGCACCAGCGCAGCCACUUCGAGCCCGAGAGACCCUACCAGUGCGCGUUCUCCGGCUGCAAGAAGACCUUCAUCACGGUGAGUGCCCUGUUUUCCCACAACCGCGCCCACUUCAGGGAGCAGGAGCUCUUCGCCUGCUCUUUCCCGGGCUGCAGCAAGCAGUACGACAAGGCCUGCAGGCUCAAGAUCCACCUGCGCAGCCACACGGGCGAGAGGCCUUUCCUGUGCGACUUCGACGGCUGCGGCUGGAACUUCACCAGCAUGUCGAAGCUGCUGAGGCACAAAAGGAAGCACGAGGAUGACCGCAGGUUCACGUGCCCGGUGGAGGGCUGUGGGAAAUCCUUCACCAGGGCUGAGCAUCUGAAAGGCCACAGCAUCACCCACCUGGGCACGAAGCCUUUCGUGUGCCCCGUGGAGGGCUGCUGUGCCAGGUUCUCCGCUCGAAGCAGUCUCUACAUUCACUCCAAGAAACACCUGCAGGACGUGGACACUUGGAAGAGCCGGUGCCCUGUCUCCACCUGCAAUAAACUCUUCACGUCCAAGCACAGCAUGAAGACCCACAUGGCCAAAAGGCACAACCUGGGCCACGACCUGUUAGCCGAACUGGAAGCUGCGAAUUCCCUGACGCCCAGCAGCGAGCUGGCCAGCCAGGGGCAGAACGAUCUCAGUGAGGCGGAGAUCGUGUCUCUCUUCUCCGACGUGACCGGCAGUGGUUCCGCCGCGGUGCUGGACACAGCGCUGGUGAGCUCUGGAAUCUUGACUAUUGAUGUGGCUUCUGUGAGCUCAACUCUGGCAGGGCAUCUCCCAGCCGGGAGUAGCAGUUCCGCAGGGCAGGCUGUGGACCCUCGGGCCUUGAUGGCCGCCGGUGACCUUCCUCAAAGUCUGGAUACCUCUCUGUUUUUUGGGACGACAGCCACUGGCCCUCAGCAGGGUCCCGUGGACGUGGACAGCGUCUGCAGUGUCAGCGCGGGGCCCUUGGGGUCCCUAGGCGCUUUGGCUGCGAAAAGCUCCGCUCCAGAGCCGCAGCCCCAGGCUCUGACACCCAGCAGUAAGCUAACGGUGGACGCAGACGCUCUGACUCCUUCGAGUACCCUUUGUGAAAACAGUGUCUCGGAACUGCUGACACCGACCAAAGCGGAGUGGAACGUGCAUCCUGACUCGGACUUCUUUGGACAGGAGGAAGAAGCCCAGUUUGCUUUCUCCAAUCCGGCAAGAAACCACGCUUCUCAGAAGGAAGCAGAGCUCAUCACGGUGACUGGCAGCCCGUUCUUGGUAUGAAGCGCCUCUCCUUGCCCCUUGCCGUGUGGCUUGCUUCUGCUACACUCAACUUGGAGGGUACUCGGGACUGAGUGCUUCUGCGCAGUCGUUUCCUAGUGCUUCGCGAAAGAACGCAUCCCUGGACUGCAAGUUUGUGGAGGGUUUAAAUUCGGAUCUUGACUCUGGAAAUGACACGUUCUGUGACCCGGAACAACUCACUUAACCUGUCUGAGCCUUAAUCUCUUUAUGUAUAAAAAGAAGUAGCUUGAAUGGUUUGUUUCAAAGGUCCCCCCAACUGUGUUUCUCUGUUAAUGUUUCUUUUCUUGGAAAAUAUUGGGACAUCUUUCACUGUUGAUGUUUCAACAUGUGUGAAAUAUUGUCAUGUUAUGAUGAAUAUCUAUGUUUUUUGCACCUGACUUCAAUAAUUAUUAUUGCACAAUCUUAUUUAUCUCCUUCCUUUGAUGUUCUUUUGGAGCCAGUAAAUAUAUAUAUAUCUUAAAUAUAUAGAUUUCUUUAGAAGAAAAUUAUAAUCCCAGUCAUCAUUCUUAACAUUAACAAUAAGCCUUAAUAUCAGUGAAUAUGCACUCAUGUUUUAAACUUCCAUUGGUCACACUAAUGCUAAUAGUCUUAAUAUUUUAUUAUUUGCUAUCUCAGUCUCACAUGUUUUUCAUCUCUCUGUUCAUCUUCCAUCUUUUUCCUAGCAUUUUAUUCAUUGAGAUUAGUUUAUUCUUUAUGUAUCAUUCACGAAGUUUUGCUAAGUAUAUCUUUGCACUAGUGUUCACUUUCCUCUAUUAUCUUUUCUCAAAUUAGUAGUUCUUCAGACUUGAUUAGGUUGCAAAAUUAUUUUUAUCAUAUUUCAUAAAGUAUGUUGUGUUCUUUCAUUAGGUGCCUGAUAAUAUUUGCUUUUCUCUUUUUUGUUGUAUUAUAAGCAGAUUUUGGUCAACACAUUAAUUCAUAAUUACAUUUGCUUCCAAUAUUAUGAAUUCUUAUAGAAUUACUAACAAUUAUGAGAGUAAGAAGUGCUGUUUAAGGCAUUUUAAUGGUUUAAUAGAAACACUGUUCAAUGCUAAAAUAUUUUCUCAAAUGGGUGUGAAACUAACAAGAAAAUAUUAGCAAAAACUCUGUUGGCUGUUACCACUGUUUAAUCUUCCUAACCUCUUUUGAUUAGAGAAAGCUGUUUUUAGGAAUUGGGGUCCCAGUCUUUGAUGAGGAACUAAGCCAGGUUCAGUUUGUGUUUUGUGGUAUUGGACCAGUGCUAUUGAAUAAUUUAGUCUCACCAAGCCACAACAUCCCAGUUGUUAACAAAAUAGCAAUGUAUGUACAUACCUUAUGUACUGGCUUAGACUUUCUCUGCUCCAGUUUACUGCAUGUAAGUAAAAAAUUUCAUGUUUUGGUAUAUUUUGAUGAUUUAUGCUUUUACUCUCUUGGUCCUUCCUACUUUUAGAGAGAAAUUGGGCUAACUCAACUCUAUUCAUGUACCAGAAUAAGUAUUCAUGAGCUUUAGGGUGAAACAGAAAAAUAAUUUCUUUUACCAUGAUGCUGAAUAAUUUUCACCCCAGAAUUUGUUGUAAAGGUACCUGCUACCUCUCAUUUGAUUAAUUUGUGAACAUCUUUGGUCUUUUUUGAUGUCAGGCUUCUCAUUUUGAAACUUUUUUAUUGUAUGUUUAUUGGUAUGCAUAGUAUUUACAUUAAUUUUGGAGAAUUGGUACAUACACAUGUGGAAUCUUGAUCACUUUACAGCGCCCCCAACCUUCCCUCUUCCUGCUUCCGCAUAUCACCUUCUCAUCUCCAGUGUCUUAUCUCCCAAUUUUUUAUCAUUUUUGUUUUAUCUUACUGUUUAAAUUAUUUAUAUUUUGGGUCUCUCAUAUUAGAGAAACAGUGUAGUAUUUAAUUUUCUGUGGCUGGUUUAUAGCACUUCACAUUAUAGUCUCAAGAUUAUGCAUUUUCCUACAAGAAAGGCUUCUCCUUCACUGUGGAGCCUGUGGUUCCAUGAACAUCUGAUAAUGGAGUAGAGGAAGUUUUUCUGUCUGUGGUUUGGCGAGCUUGUUGUUUACAGAUUUCCAGCAUUGAAAGAAAUAAUGAAUCUGAAUAUUGUGUAAACUUUCUAUUACUUUUUUAUUUUAAAGAGAAUAGUAAUAAGUAGAACAUUAGCAAAAUACCAGCCACAUAGACAGAAAUAAAACACAGCAAAAACAAUAAAAAUGAUACAGGGUAACUUUCUAUUACUUGAGUAUAGCAUUUUCAGUUUUUUAAACAUGUUUAGAACUUGUGUCUUGUUUGUUGUUUAAAGUAAACCCUAAGAAGUAACUUUUGACAUAGUUCGUGUUUUUCAUAUUAUAUUUUGGUCAGCUCAUAUUCUGAGUUUUGACUAUGACAGACAAUUCUAUAUACAGCUUCAAAGAAGAGGAAUUACUUUUACCUUCCCCAUCCACUCAGACAACUUUCAUGAUUCAUUCUUGUAUCAUAACUCAUUGCUGUUUUCCACUUUAGUUUCCAUUACCUUCUGCUUACUUUCUCCCUAUUCCACUCCCUUGCAUGUGCAUUCCAUUCCUUGACACACUUUUCCUUUUUUUUAAAUUUUGCUUUUAGUUUUCUUAAUGGCUAGAUCUCUGACCUACUUUUGUUUCUGAUGUUCUCCUCAUGGUACAUUUUCUUCCAAUGCUGACAUUUGUUAUGUAUAUAUUAUGGUUCUUUGUGUACAGUAAGAAGUUAUAUUCUUAGUUUAGGUAAUACUAUAUGUAUAAAUGAUCAUAAAGGAGAUUAUUUUCUACAUUGUUCAAAUGAAAAGCAUAUUUCUGUUUAUUUCUAUUCCUUUUUUUUUUAUUAUGCUGAAAGAAGCUCUAUUAAGUUUUAUGACAGGUAAAUUUAACCUGGGAUAUAAAAGAAUCAGAACAGUAGUUCUAGCUGAGAGAUGGGUAGGGACGGACCAUCCUGGGGAAGUAGAAAACUUUCUGGAUAAUUGUGUGUUCUAAGGUUUCAAAAGAGUUUGGGUUACAUAUUUGCAAACACUCAGUAAAUUUAUACAUUCUUACACGGUAAGAAAAAUGAUAUAACAACUAUUGACAUGGAAGCCAGAUUACAUGAAGAGUAAUUACUAAUGCUGGUAUUUACUGUCACUAGAAACAUUCUAAAAAGUUUUUGUUAGGAAGUUCUGCUAAUUGCUUAUUUGCUCUGCUGUACUAGUCCAGUAGUGUUUGCCUGUUAUGUCUGUGGAUGACUGUUAUUAUAGCACUUUGGAAGUGCUCUAAAACUUUACCACUAUGAAAUGUUUCAGCAUUGUGUAUGUCUUAAUAUAUACACACACCUCCACAUACAUUCAUAUAUAUUUUAAAAGCGGUUGUAUUCAUUUAAUGAAAAAUAAAAAAAUAGGCAUUCUUUUUUAAGUCAGACAAAUGCUUUGAAUUUCAUUGUCCAUUUAUAGUUUGCCUUCUUUGCUUUGGACAUAUUUGUAAUCAUAAAAUAUAUUUCAAAAUGUUAUUCAUUAAAGCCUUUUAAAGAGACCA
Molecule: messenger RNA, 5147 nt
Organism: Chinchilla lanigera (long-tailed chinchilla)
Lineage: Eukaryota; Metazoa; Chordata; Mammalia; Rodentia; Chinchillidae
Gene: Zxdb
Product: zinc finger, X-linked, duplicated B
Biological process (GO): regulation of transcription by RNA polymerase II
Cellular component (GO): nucleus
Molecular function (GO): transcription coregulator activity
Source: RefSeq, a predicted model, not a curated record